Messenger RNA from Penicillium olsonii, 2901 nucleotides. The record is from the annotation of a GenBank genome assembly. Lineage: Eukaryota; Fungi; Ascomycota; Eurotiomycetes; Eurotiales; Aspergillaceae.
AUGCCUCUUCCUCAAUCGAUACAAGCAUUACCAUCUGAUGUGAUCGCAAAGCUCAAGUCCUCCACGGCUAUCCUUGAUCUAUCUGGUGUAAUUCUGGAAUUGGUCAAGAAUGCCUUGGAUGGAAGUGCACAUACUAUUUUUGUCACGGUCGAUUUUCAACGGGGAGGCUGUAUAGUUGAGGAUGAUGGCAAUGGAAUUCCACCAAAUGAGUUUGAGACAACUGGGGGACUUGGCAAACCUCACCAUACAUCCAGAUUCGAGCAGAAUGACUCGUACGGGCAUCGUGGCUUGUUCUUGGCAUCUCUCGCCUCCUUGUCACUAUUGACCCUCACUUCACAUCAUGCUGCACACGAGUCUACGAACUCAAUCAUAUUUCACCAUUCCAAGCCAGUGGCGCGACUGAUACCUGCUCCUUCGCAUCACACACUUCGAUCUGCCAGCCAUGGCACCUCUGUGACGGUGAAUGACCUUUUUGGAAAUAUGCCGGUCCGUGUCAAGAACCGAGCCAUCACUCUCCGAAAGGCAGGUGAAGCAGACCGGGAGUGGGAUAAUUUGAGAAACUCUCUUAUCUCGCUCGUUCUAGCCAAUCCCCAAGCCCUGAGAUUAGUACUUUUGGACACGGAGAAGAGCAAACGGAUGUCCAUCCGACCUAGUGCAUUGAUUUCGCCCACCGCCCAAGCUCCAAGUGGCGAUGCAUUUGAAUUCAGGCGCAUUGGGUCUGUUCUUACUCAAUGCGGGCUCAUCAGCCCUCGAAACUGGGAAUGCUGGCAUGAAUUAUCAGCAUCGGUUCCUGAUCUGACAGUGCGAGCUGCAAUAUCACUACAGGCUAGUCCAAGUCGGAAGACCCAGUUUAUCUCUUUGGGAAAAGAGCCAUUGAUGUCACGCAAUGGCUCGAACAUUCUGUACAACGAGAUCAAUCGUCUCUUCUCCCUGUCAGAUUUUGGGAAUUUUGACACACGCCCCAACCACGCCUCUCCCCGUGCUAUCACCCACCCAGUGCGUAUAAGUGAGGCUCAAAGUAUUGGAAGUGCUAGAAGUUGGACAAAGCCCAUCAACAGGUGGCCAAUGUUCUAUAUUCGUAUUGACACGAGCGAUGCGCCCCAGCUUGGCGAAAAUGAUGAAAGUGAACAUUUACCAGAGUCAGACAAGUCACUUCAACGAAUUGUUGAUGUACUUGGGGCCAUGGUUCGUGAAUUUUUGAAGCAACACAACAUGCGGCCUCGAAGUGGCAAGCAGCGAACCCAAUCGUCAGAUCGGAGUCGGAGCAUACUCACCAAGGGCUCAUGUUCAAUACAAAGUGCUGGCGUCGAUCCAAAUCAGGACCGUCUUGCUUCAAGUGCCGAUGAAGCGUUUAGUGGCCAUUUCAAAAUUCCCUCCUUUGCCAGGUCACAGGGUAUCAACUAUAGCCAGGAUUUCACAAAUUGGUCCAGGGUCAAGGCAGCUAAAGCGCCAGAGUCAUACCCCAUUAUUCCUCGCUCUCGAACCCCAAUCACCAGUCCUGGAAUUAAUCAAUUCCAAAGUGAGAGGGCCUUGCCUACCCGCAACCAGCGUGGCUCAGGUGGUCUCAACCACCAUCGGGAACCCCAGCUCUCAUUUGGAAGAUCAAAUAACCCAAGCGUGGGCGGUGACCAAAACAUAGUUCGAACCCAAUCCGAACAGACAAGCUCGCCCCCAUCGCCAAACAAGAUGUUAACUUGGAUCGAUCCGCACACGAAGUUAGCCUACCUCAUCAACCCUCGGACUGGUCAAACAUUGAACUCUAGAAAAUCUCUGGCCACCAAAAGCCAUCGGUUGCCCAUUUCACAUGGUGAGCACCAGGACCCAGCUCACGGCCUUUGGUUUCAAAACCUACUGGAAACGUGGGAAAAUCCUUCUUUUAGCCGCACGGAGGUUCCGAUACCAAACCUGGGCGCCGAGGCUGUACCUUCCAAUGAUUUGACAGCUUCUCACGACUGCUUCAAAGGAAUUGGAUCUUUAACUACAGCACAGGUCGCUAAAUAUCGGGGCAAGCUUAUGCGUCGUGAUCUCGAGACUGCUGAAGUCAUUGCCCAAGUCGACAAAAAGUUCAUUUUGGCCAAGGUCCCUUCAACUGCCUUGAGAAAUUGCGAAAGCGAGACAUCCAAUGACUUCCUGCUCUUGAUAGAUCAACAUGCUGCCGAUGAGCGAUGUAGAAUUGAGCAACUUUUUGAAGAGAUGUUCCUGCCACCUGGAGAGGCGAUUGCUCAGGAUACCGGCGUACGAACUGUACAAGUCUUCUUAGAAUUCCAGGUCUCCGAGACAGAGGGCCGUUUAUUCAACCGAUAUAAGACUGAUUUUACAUCCUGGGGGGUUCACUAUGAUACAGAGGUCAAGAACUCAUCCACUUCGAUCACCUUUCACACACUGCCCGUUCUCAUCGCCGAGCGAUGCCGGACCGAGCCACAAGUGUUGAUUGAUUUGAUGAGGCGAGAGAUAUGGUCGAGUGAAGAAGUUGGAGGAAAGUCAUUUCAGCCAAAGCGAGAUCUUGGAUCUGAGAUUGAAGAUCAACCAUUCACACCCCUUGGCAUCGAAGAUCCAGCAGACAAAAACCCCCCAUUCACCUCGCACUCUUGGGUCCGCAAGAUGAACGGAUGUCCUCAGGGCAUUACUGAUCUCCUGAAUUCUCGCGCCUGUCGCACCGCCAUCAUGUUCAACGACCCAUUAGACAUUGGGGAAUGUCGGGCCUUGCUUUCACGCCUCGCCCGCUGUGCUUUUCCAUUCCAGUGUGCCCACGGUCGCCCCUCCAUGGUCCCCAUUCUGGACCUACGAUCCGUACCCGAUACUACUACCUCAUUCCCAUCAAGCCUAAAAGAGUCGAAAUCAGCUGACGACCGCAUGGAAUUGGACUAUAUGGAUGCGUUUCGCGCCAGCUAUAGCACAUAA